Micropterus salmoides (largemouth bass) is the source of this 2479-nucleotide messenger RNA. RefSeq lists its product as uncharacterized. The transcript is spliced from 2 exons. The record is from RefSeq and is a predicted model, not a curated record. The coding region runs from base 143 to 2062 and encodes 639 amino acids. Lineage: Eukaryota; Metazoa; Chordata; Actinopteri; Centrarchiformes; Centrarchidae. Gene Ontology annotation, molecular function: DNA binding.
ACAUCUGAACAAAGGCCUGCCCCUUUUCAUGAGGAUUUCUCUACCGCCAUCGUUACUUUACGUGUAAUCACGAUUACUAAAUCGGAUUACGCUACUUUUAUUAUAUUUCAAGACGUCGGUAACAGUAGAGAUAGCGUCCGAAAUGGAUGUGGAUCAGCAUGAGACCUACGGUGAGACUAAAUCGGCCAUGCAUACUUGGCGAUAUCGCCACCAUUUCACGUACAAGGCAGAUCAAGGAAAAAAUAUCAUCGUCCAGUGUAAUCUAUGUCUGCCGAGGGUCAAUCUGCUGUCCACGUCGAAAACCUCAACAUCAAACCUAAAGAAGCAUUUAGAUAGAACACACCUGGGCUGUGAGGCCAGGCCUGAUGCCAAGAGGGGACGGAAGAGAGAAGAGCACAAUGGAGAGGAAAGCAGGCACUGCCAGCUCAAGAAACUCAAGGCAGAAAUCAUCUCCAAAUGCUUGACCCAGGCAAAGAUCGAUGAGCUAGUUUUUAACUUCAUCGUGGAAGACUGCCAGUCGUUUUAUGUGCUAGAGCAACCCGGCUUCAGGAGGCUGAUUGCAGGCUUAACUGAAGGGCUAAAGUCCAUGGACAGGGUGACCUUGUUUACAAAGGUGGACCAGGGUUUCUCCAGGAUGCGGGAGGAUCUGAUGGCGAAACUCGCCAACAUCCAGUACGUGUGCACCACAGCCGACAUUUGGACAGCCAACAACAGAAGCUUCUUCGGGAUGACCUGUCACUGGAUCGAUCCAGGCUCUCUGGAGAGGAAAUCCGCCGCUCUGGGGUUCGCGCGGCUGCAGGGCAGGAUCACGUACGACACCAUCGCCGGACGGAUACAUGACAUCCAUGUGGCGUACAAUAUUGAGAGCAAAGUUCAGACCACGGUCACCGAUAAUGGCAGCCCCUUUAUGAGCGUGUUCAAAGAGUUUGCGGUGGACAGCACGGAGAGCGACGACGACAUUGGGUUCUACGAGAACGUGAGCGCCGUCCUCGAGGGGGAGCCGGAGCAGGACAUGCUGCUGUUUCUGCCCACUGUGCAGCGCUGUGCAUCACACACCCUCGAGCUGAUUGUCACUGAGGACUUUUGGCAGGCUGUGUCACAAGGGCCCAUGUGCCAGCUACAUUACAGCGUGAUGGCCAAGGUGUACGCCAUAUGGAGCAAAUGCCACCAUCUCCAGGUCGGUAUGGAUGCUGCAGAGGAGAUAGGGAAGAUGGCACUUGUUGUCCCUGCUGUCAUACGCUGGAAUGUGGAGUACUGUGCUGUGCAGAAGAUUGUCUCUCUCAGUGAGCGAGAGCUGACGGAGCUGUGCGCCCGCCUGGAGGUCCCGCGCAUGCAGCCAGAGGAGAUGGCCUUCCUGAAAGAAUAUGUGACCGUGUUCCACCCGCUCGCUUUUGCACUAGAACUUUUCCAAGCGGAGCAGAAAUGCUACCUGGGUCUGGUCAUCCCGACCGUACUCAGUCUGAAGAACAAGUUAAAUGAGCAGAAAGACGCAGCGAAUUACUUUGGCGACGUCGUCAACGCCAUCGUGGUGGCAAUUGACGUGCGGUUCCAGGAGCUGUUUGACAGCACAGAAGCAAAGAUUGCGACGGCGACGACUCCACAGUUUCGCCUGUGGUGGAUUGCGGCGUCUGAGAGGGAGGAGAUGUGCGCCCUGCUGGCCACAGAGGCGUCCCAGGUGGAGCCCUGCAACGUGACGCUGCGUAAUGCAACCGAGGCAAAGUCCAGUCGCAACUUGUCUACCAUUGAAUCUGAGGAUGACUUCUUCAGCUACGGGCCAGUGAAGCCUGCCAUUCAGAUCCAGCAGCGGGGAGUGAUGGAGGAGAUCCGCAAGUAUGUCGAAGGGACAGGGAAGAGCCUGGAGUGCCUGCAGGACUUCCCCAGAGUGAAGCAGCUUUUCCUAAAAUACAACACCACCUUGCCGUCCACGGCUCCUGUCCAGCGUCUCUUCAGUCAGAAAGGCAACCUGGUCACCUCACAGAGAAACUUUCUGACUGACGACUACUUUGAACGCAUUCAGCUCUUGAGAUACAACAGCAACGUGUGCAAUUUGGUGCCUGAGUGAAUAUACUGACAGUGACUCUCUCUCUCGCUCGCUCAGCCUUUUAAUUGAUUCAGAAUCAAACCACAUUGUGCUAACAUCCUUACAGAAAACCGCUGAGUAAAAUCAAAUUUUAGAGAUAUCUGUUUUCUUAUAUUCCUCCCCUGCCUGUUUUGGUAGGCAUUAUAUCUCCCGCUCCUGAAUGGCCUAAUGAAAAUAUCAAAUUGACAAUCAUGGACAAUGGCAUUCAAGGACUGAAUAUACUGACAAAAGCAUAUUUCUAUCUGUGCUAUUGUUGUGAUUUAAAGUAGCCACAGGGUUAAACUGAAGUGAUUGUCUUUUAUUUAAGGUAGUUUUUUUUUUUUCUACAGCUCUUCAAUGACAAUGCAUCUCCCUGUCUGUAUGUUUUAUAUCAUAUAUAAAGAGACAAGGAAACAGCCA